AUUUUAUAUAUAUUGGGUUUGGUGUCAUUUUGAGAAGAGAGUGAUACAAAACAUGUUUCUUUAUUCAUGAUUGUGUGUGAAUGAACAGAUUACUGAUGUCUAGAAAGGUUUGGAGUGGCCUUGUUGUUAAGCUCGUGUAAGAGAUAAUUUUCGAGAUAUCAGAGCAGUUUCAUCGAAGUCUAGCAUAGGUUGUGUUAACCAUACAGGUUUAUACAUAGCUGGAUAAUUAGAAUGGGGGAACAACGUCUCGCCAAGUGGUACUUUGGGGGCCUAGCUUCAUGUGGAGCAGCAUGUUGCACUCACCCACUGGACCUGCUUAAGGUUCAUCUCCAGACACAACAGGUGGCCAGUAUGGGAGGCUCUCAGAUGGCUGUGCAUAUAGUGAGGAGUCAAGGCCUCUUAGCUCUUUACAAUGGCCUUUCAGCCUCUCUCCUUAGACAGAUUACCUAUUCAACAACAAGAUUUGCAAUUUAUGAG
Molecule: messenger RNA, 477 nt
Organism: Penaeus monodon (black tiger shrimp)
Lineage: Eukaryota; Metazoa; Arthropoda; Malacostraca; Decapoda; Penaeidae
Gene: Dic1
Product: mitochondrial dicarboxylate carrier-like
Biological process (GO): malate transmembrane transport; phosphate ion transmembrane transport; thiosulfate transport
Cellular component (GO): mitochondrial membrane
Molecular function (GO): antiporter activity; succinate transmembrane transporter activity; malate transmembrane transporter activity
Source: RefSeq, a predicted model, not a curated record